AUGCAGGUCAUUGCCACAUUACCCCGGACAUUCCUCGUGACGUCAUAUCAUGCAGGUCAUUGCCACAUUACCCCUGACAUUCCUCGUGACGUCUUAUCAUGCAGAGUCCACGGCAACAUUAACCCGGACAUUCCUCCUGACGCCAUCGCAUGCAGGUCAUUGCCACAUUACCCCCGGACAUUCCUCGUGACGUCAUAUCAUGCAGGUCAUUGCCACAUUACCCCUGACAUUCCUCAUGACGUCUUAUCAUGCACAACCAUGGCAACCUACCCCGAACAUUCCUCGCGACGUCAUAUCAUGCAGAAGUUUGGCAUGUUACCCCCGGACUUUCCUUAUCAUGCAGGGUCCUGUCGGACUUUGCCUUACCGGUCGUUAUCGGCCGUUAUCGCUCUCGGAGUUUUCGCACUUCGGCGAUAUCGGAAUCCACCUCGGAUAUCGCUCCCCACGGAAUACUGUCCCUGUUACCCCCCGAUUCGGGUCUUACGCUAA
Torulaspora globosa is the source of this 489-nucleotide messenger RNA. RefSeq lists its product as uncharacterized. Bases 1 to 489 code for a protein of 162 amino acids. The transcript has a single exon. The record is from RefSeq and is a predicted model, not a curated record. Lineage: Eukaryota; Fungi; Ascomycota; Saccharomycetes; Saccharomycetales; Saccharomycetaceae.